Pelobates cultripes (western spadefoot toad) is the source of this 4557-nucleotide messenger RNA. Lineage: Eukaryota; Metazoa; Chordata; Amphibia; Anura; Pelobatidae. The record is from the annotation of a GenBank genome assembly.
AACAGGCAUGUGCACGUCAUUCCAGUGUAUAAAAGGACCCGCUCAGAGAGACCUGCACAGUUGACUAUUUUACCUUCACAUUUUCCUGACUUGCAAUCUACUGAUCUCUGUUUAAGAAUCAUGUCUGGAGUCAAGGGAGGACAACAUCAAAAAUGCAAAGAACCAUGCCCAGAGCCGUGCCCUCCCCCCCAGCAAUGCCAUGAGCGUAAGUAUCACCCAAUUCUUGCAUUUGUUAGAUACAUCUCUUUUGAUUUUGGCUUAUUACACAUUAAUAUUUUAAUAGUGCAUUUCAAUUAUUGAAUGAGCCUCAUUUGUCUGGAUUUUUUACUUUCUGUAAUAUAUGGAUAUAUGGAAAGGCAGAGCCUCUAGUUGUGGGAGGGGUUACCCAGCCUAUAAAUCCAGAGACCACCCCUUCCACCUGUUCAGCCCACCCACCACUCCCUUUAUUAAUCAUUCAAGUAGUGGGCCCUCUUUUACAGGUCUACCGUAACGUCGGUUUCGGCACACCACAACCGACUUGUAACACCACUAUACGUGGUGGUACUUGACUCGACUUAUUGUCCCCGACUACAACUUAUCAUUUAUACAUUAUAUCAUAUUAUGUUUACUUACCCCAUAUAUUUAAUAAUGUGUGAAAAGUAAAUUAACACAGUUAUUCACUAAAGUGAGAAUUGAAAGUGAAUUUUUAAUUUGAGGUAAAUAUAGCUGUUUUUUGCUAAUUCUCUAAAUCACCUAUGCUCCCAAAUCGGCUAAUCUGGCCUUGAAUUUGAAAUUCUCUAAGAAUUCACUUUGAAUUCUCACUUUAGUUAACAAUCCUUUAAAUAUAGAAACAUUUGCAUUUAUUUAAAUCUUAGAACUGAGCAUGGCCAUCUUAGCAUCCUGUCAAUCAUCCAUAUAAAUGUUGCACUUUUUUUACCACUGAACAUAGUGGAACAUCUGUUUUUGGAUGAGUCCCCAUGAAAUAUGAGUCCCCGUGACACUACCUGAGGGUGUCAACCAGCUAAUGUCAAAAGUGACAGCAUGAGAGGGAUUCCCUAUGCCUACAAAGUGUAAAAAAAAAAUUCUCUAUGCCUACAAAGUGCUGUCUAAAUAUAAUAUAAAUAUUUGGAUAUUGAUUGUGCAUAUUCAAAUUUGUUUUCCAUGGAAUUUUCCAUGGUAUUUUUUCCAAGUAUUUCUAAACAUGCAUUGUGUAUUACAAAAUGCAAUGACCAACUAUUUGUAGGUAUUUUCACAGUAUUUUAAUAUGUUGACUUAAUUGUACGAUCAUUAUUAUUAGUAUAUUUUAAAUUGAAUAAAUCCAUUAAAUGUACAAAAUAAACGUAUCACUUAAGUUUUUACAUUUGUUGCAAAUCUUUGCAAUUAUAAGAAAGAAUGACUUCCUAUACAUAUAUAUUUUAAUCUCAUAGUGCUCUAAUUAAUACACGGGUGCCCAAAAGGUAGAUCCUCAGAUCCCCAGAUAUUGUAGAACUACAACUACCAUGAUGCUUUGCAUGGUUUUAUAAUGCCUUUAGAGUGACAAAGCAGCAUGGAAGAUGUAGUUUUAAAACAUGUGGGGCUCUACCUUUUGGGCACCCCUGUUCUAAUACAUUGAAGAACAAGUGAUUAACUUAAAUUAUGGUUUGUUUUUUCCAGCUUGCAAACCUGUGUGCCCCAAACCAGUGCCCCAAACCCAAUGCCCACCUCCUCAAGGUAAAGUAUUGUAAUUAUUAUAAUUAUAUUGUAACUAAAUAUAACCUUAUCAUAUGUAUUAUUGCAAAAACCAUCUACUUUCUGAAGCCCCUUAUAGGGGCACUAAAGUCACCCAGGCCAUUUCAUCUCAAUGAAGUGGUGUGGAUGCAAUGAUCCUGUCCUUUUAACCUUACGAUGUAAAACAUUGCAUUUUUUUUUUUUUUAAAGCAAUGUUUUCCUACAAUAAUUGGGGAAUAGUGGAGGAGGUCAUAUCUUUGUAUGGGCUGAGGGCUGCGUACAUGUAACCGGUGAUGUCAUAGAGCAAAGGGGAGGGCUUAUAGCUGUUACAGAGUAAUGUGGAGAGCAAUGUGAUUUUAUCAAAGAUUUGAUCUCAGUACAGUAAUUGUAUGACAGACAAUUAAAGGAACUCUUUAUCUCACGUUUUAGUGUAUUUUUAAUGUAAUAUAUAUCUAAUUUGCAUGCCUGUUUUGUUUCAGUUUGUAAGCCAGUUUGCCCCGAACCAGUCCAGAAAUGCCCCAAACCACAAGGUAGUAAAAACAUGCAAUCAUUUAUUUUACAAUAUAUGUUUAAUCGAAAAUGUAUUUAUUUGCAAUAAAAUAUAAAACAAAUUGUGAUAUAGACUCGACAUAAAGUGCAUCCAAGAAAUAUAGCACAUACUGACAGGGUUUUUCACUAACCUGAGAAUUGUUGAGAAUUUCAGAUUUAAGGGCAAAAUAUUGAAACUAAAAAAAAAAAAUUCUACAAGUCAUGUAUUAAAUCACUUAAAUUUGAAAUUUACUUUCAAUUUUCCUGGGAAUUCUGAUAAUUCUCACUUUAGUGAUAGAAAUACAAGUGAAGUUAUUUGCACAGAGAGGGAUACAAACUAUUAAAGGGACACUCUAGACCCCUGAAGCACUUCAGCUUGCUAAAAAAGCUUUAUGAGUGAAGAGUGUGUCCUCUUUUUUUCAUUUUGAAAAUAGUUCAGAUUUCAGUAGAAAUGUAUACCUUAAUCAAUUAUAUUGGUUACACCCCCUGGCCAUUCAAGCAGACAAAAUAUCCUGUUACUAUCUGGUUUGGUUAGCUUAUUUGUACUGAACUCAAGAGGCGGCAAUUGCCCAAAGCACCUGCCUUGCAAAGACUCAUUGAUCUGCAUUGGGGAGUCUGUGAUUGGACAGUCACAGAAAGUCUGGGCGGGGUUACAAGAGGAGGGCUUGCAAAGGCCGCAGACAAGAGGUCUGCAGGUUUUGCAAGCUGUUUAUAUAUUAAACUUCAAAAAAUGCAUAUUUAAAUACAUACAGGUUUUCAUUUGUGGUAUAUCUACUAAACAGUGAGUUUUAUUUAUUUUGUAUUUUGGCAGUGGAGUGUCCCUUUCAGGUCAAAAUAGCUCCCCAAGUCAGCUAUAUUUCCAGUUUAGCUAUUUUGGUUUAAAAUAUUAUUCAUUUAUUGUUGAAUUAGCUUUAAAUGCCCUACAAUUCUCACUUUAGUAAAUAAUCCUGUUGCUGUAACCAAUAUCAGUGAUUCCCAUAUGAAAUGGGACAUAAAAGGUUUGCUUUUUCUGUAAAUAUACUUAUACUAUGUGGUUUAGUCCAAUACAGAAGUUUGCCAACAAUUCAUAGAAACAUAUACAACAAUAGGACAAAUAAUGUGCUCUGUUUUUUUUUUAUUUUUUAGUAUAUAUAUAUUUAUCAAUACACAGUAUUUAUCUAUGUAAUGUAUUUGUCUAUAUCUUUCACUAUAAAGUGUUUGUUAAGGUUAUUUAGGAUAUGGAGGUCAAUACAUACAUUGUUACCUCUUUUAAAGAAAGACUAUAGGAAUACAAACCUGUAUUUGUAACGCUAUAGUAUGACGCUAUAGUGUCCCUCUAUGGCCCCCCACCUAUUGAUUAAAAUCAUGAAGACAUCCAACGUUCUUUGACAGACUUAUACUCUGUAAGAAUGCAGGAAGUCCCUCUAAUGGCUGUAGAGGCUGCGUUAUCCCUGCAGUGUAAACAUUGCAGUUUCUCCAAAACUAUUUUACGUUGCAGGCUAAGGAGACAGGGACGCUGCACCCAGACCACUUCAAUGAGAUGUAGUGAUCUGGGUGCCUAUAGUGUCUCUUUAAUGGGCAUUGUUAUAUGGGUGGUCACCAAUCAAAUGAUUCUUUCAGUAUAUUAUUCGAGAUUACUCCCAGCACCAUAACUACUUCAGUCAUUUGAAGUGGUCAUGGUGCCUCGAGUCUGUAUGUGCAAAUAAAAAGUUCAAUCCCUUUGCUGACGGAGUCGCAUAAUUGUGAUAUCAUUAGCCAGAUAGUUCAGCAUGGCUACUGUCAAUAUUUGAUGUCUGAUGUCAGCAUGCUGGUGACAGGUGGCUAUCACUGCUCCUCCGUGUGGCUCAGACCUCUCCUCAGUCCCUCCCUUAUUUACUUCCCCCCAGCAAGGGGAAGUGACAUAAAUGGAGAAGGAUAGUGUUAAGGGGAGAACUUUGCCUCGGUACAAACGAAUGGAAGUAGGUUUUAGCUUUAGUUGGUAAAAAAUUUGAUUUUUAUGUAAAUGUACAAAGUAAAAUAUUUAUGUUUUUCUUUUCCAUAUUUCUUUCUUAAAGAACCAUGCAAGCCAACCCCACAGUGCCCACAAGAACAGCACUGCGUGAAGAAGUGAUGACUAAGCGUUCUAAACCCUCUUUCAGAUCUAAUGGAACUUCUCAAUAAAAUAUUGGAUUAGCCAAUUAAUUAGUUAUGGAAAUUUGAAAACUCAUGUCAUUAUAAACACAUUACAUCUGUUUAUCGUAAAUUAUCCAUUAAAUGGCAUUUGUGACAAUGCGUAAUGAGACACGCAUCUAAUUAUAAAUAAAAUGAUGUCACUUGAAAAUACAUUUAUGGUUCAUUGUUUUAAUUAUAGGAUCAGAAGGAGGU